Molecule: messenger RNA, 708 nt
Organism: Moesziomyces aphidis
Lineage: Eukaryota; Fungi; Basidiomycota; Ustilaginomycetes; Ustilaginales; Ustilaginaceae
Source: the annotation of a GenBank genome assembly
AUGACGACCCGACCGGAUCCAGUGACGCCCUUUGCGCUCAACACACCGCUCUUUAACGUGCUUGCUGGCAAGCGCGUCGUGCUCGCCAGCUCCAGCCCGCGCCGCAAGCAGAUCCUCGCUUCGGUCGGCUUGGAGCCAGAGAUCGUGCCGAGCACAUUUGAAGAGGAUCUGCCAAAGUCAGAGUUCACCGGAGACGCAGUUUACGAGUACCCCGUCCAGACAGGAUCUAAGAAGGCUCUCGAAGUGUACAAGCGCCUAGUUGAAGAGAACCCCGAGGAUCCGCCAGACUUUGUGAUUUCGGCAGAUACGGUGGUGGUCAAGGAUGAAGUGAUCAUGGAAAAGCCCGCGGACGCGCAGGACAACCUCCGAAUGCUCGCCGACCUCAACGGCAACAAGUGCGAAGUCGUUACUGGCGUCACGGUGAUUUGGCCCGUCAUCGAAGCACCCGGCUUCCAGAUGAGGUCGUUGUGCGAGCGCACAGUGGUGCGAUUUGCCGACAACCCGUACUACCUGCUCAAGGCGUACGUCGACUCAAACGAGGGCAUCGACCGCGCAGGCGGCUUCGCCAUUCAGGGCCGCGGCUCGCUGCUGGUGCGAUGCAUCGAAGGCGACUACAACAACGUGGUCGGCUUCCCCCUGUAUGCUUUCAGCGCGUUCCUGCACGACUUGAUCGAGAACGACGAGCUCGACAUGGUGCAAGACGACUAG